AUGAAGGUGAUUCUUCUUGCCUUAUUGUGCUUACUCAUAGCAAGACAGAAGGCUAAAGUAUAUGACGUCUGUGACUUAUAUUACAUGCUGAAGUUUUUUCGGAUGGAUCCUUUCAAAGGCAUUUACUCAGAGCAGUAUGUCUGUGCUGCUGAUUACUCCAGCAGGCUCGACACUUUGUACUAUGAGAACGUUGACGGGGUUCCCCGUUAUGGAAUAUUCCAACUCAGUGGCCUCGAGUGGUGUGACAAUGGGAGGCAUCCCACUCAAAACAAAUGCAACUCUAGCUGUGAUUUGUUCUUAGAUGAUGACAUCCAAGACGACGCUUUAUGUGUUAAAAAAGUAGUUCAAAGCACAAUGGACAUGAGAGCUUGGCCACUCUAUCUGAAAUACUGCAACAAGUAUAUGGUCCGCCAUUAUUACCUAAAAUGCCUUUUUGGUAGGAGUCAUGGUACACCUCAGAAGAGAAUUUGACAGAAGACAAGGACCCUUGGCUGGGUGAAGCUUCAGAGUCUUCUAAUGCAGGACAAGUCAAGUCCACGAUGCUCCAGUGCAA
Candoia aspera is the source of this 553-nucleotide messenger RNA. Its product is annotated as lysozyme C, milk isozyme-like. The record is from RefSeq and is a predicted model, not a curated record. The transcript is spliced from 4 exons. Gene Ontology annotation, molecular function: lysozyme activity. Lineage: Eukaryota; Metazoa; Chordata; Lepidosauria; Squamata; Candoiidae. The coding region runs from base 1 to 471 and encodes 156 amino acids.